Cydia splendana is the source of this 336-nucleotide messenger RNA. RefSeq lists its product as uncharacterized. Bases 63 to 335 code for a protein of 90 amino acids. The transcript has a single exon. The record is from RefSeq and is a predicted model, not a curated record. Lineage: Eukaryota; Metazoa; Arthropoda; Insecta; Lepidoptera; Tortricidae.
GAAAAGUCUCAAAACUCGCUUCUAAGCAAAUUUACGUCGCAUUAACUUUAUCUUAAACAGAAAUGGCUCAAGGCAAACUAAAAGUAAAAAGCAAGCUGCCAGCGGGCGCGAAGAACAAGAAAGCGAAAGGCAAAGCUGUUACCAAGCGGCCUAACGCUCCAGUUAAAAGCAAGGCGACGGCUCUGGAAAGGAAUAAAAUGAAGGCGAAUGUUACGAAGAUGGUGAACGCUGUGGCUGAGAAGCAGUUGCGGUCGUUGGCUACGGACACGCCGCAACUGUCGGCGGCGCAGCAGCGGGCAGCGGCUGCACCCACGGCCCCGGUGCCUGCGAAGUGAU